ACAAGCAACUCUCUCUUGAACUCUCUCGAUCCCUCCGGCUUUUUCGACAAAAUGGACUCUGUUAUCGAGGUACAACGACAAACUCACGAGGAAAUUGAACACUUUGAGCGCGCUCUUUAUAGUGUACUCUCCAAGCCUCAACCUACACAUGAAAGUCGCCUUCAGACCGAACACAAAGCGGCUCAAAUACUAGACCGGAUAUCUUCUCGCGUAGUGGCAUUGAAUAACCUUUAUCAAGACGAGUCCACACGGAAAGCGGAGAUAGAGGCUAUCUCUGCUGCAGAUCCUGGCAACUUGACUGAGUUCUAUUCACGGCUGGGCAAGAUACAGGAACACUAUGCCAAGUAUCCGGAGUCGGUGAAUUUGGGCUUCGAACACGAGCUGACCGCAUUUAUGGACGAGUCUGUACCUCAGGAAGGGGAAGAGCAGUAUGAGGAGGAUGAUCCCAUUGCUCUACUAUUCUCUGGCGAAGAACAAUAUGGCAAAUAUCUUGACUUGUACGCCAACCAUAAUACCUAUAACAAUCUCAAGAACAUCGGCAAGCGUCUGGGUUAUUUGCAGUAUCUCGACGUUCUCCUCGCCGCUCAGUCUACAACAGUUCACUCAGAGCUGCCUAAGGAGUGUCGACUACAACGGGAUUAUGAACUGUACAUCACGGCAUUGCACGCGUAUCUCAUGUCAUUCACAAGGCGUGCUCAGCCACUUGUGGACGUUGAAUCACAGCAACGAGAAGCUGAGACCAUCUUCAGCAAACAAUGGGAAGCGGGCGAGAUCGAGGGAUGGAAUGAUAUAAAGCAGGAGAAACCCACUGAAAACGGAGAGAGCAUCUGGUGUGCUGCAUGUCAAAAGGCAUAUUCGAAACAGACGGUAUAUGAUGCCCAUUUGUCGUCAAAAAAGCACAUCAAGGCAACUGCGAAACAAGCAAGCUCAGACCAGCCUCCUUCAAACCCGAAUGGGCCUUCACCUCAUACACCCGUUGAAAAUGGCCACCCACAGCAACCAGCAAAGAACAAACACCGCACAGCCGCCCUCUUAACACACCUUACCACCAAACUGCUUGCAUCGUUAGCACCUGUUAUUAACGAGACAAAGUCCAACGUGGAGCGUCGCUUUUCACUAACGGCUCGUGAACGUGAGCAGGAAUUGUUGGAACAGUCGAAGCCGAAAGUUGCUCCCGCUCCCACCAACGCUUCCGGAGAGGGAGCAGAAGAGGAGGAAGAGGAAGAACGAAUAUACAAUCCUCUCAAAUUGCCACUCGGUUGGGAUGGCAAGCCAAUUCCUUACUGGCUGUAUAAGCUACAUGGGCUAGGUGUCGAGUAUCGUUGCGAGAUUUGCUCAGACCAUGUAUACAUGGGCAGGAAAAACUUCGACCGACAUUUCCAAGAAUCACGGCAUGCAUUCGGUAUGCGUGCACUUGGCCUUCCGAACACGAAGCAUUUCCAUGAGAUCACUAGGAUUGAAGACGCCCUUGCUCUCGCUGAGAAGCUGAAGCGUGAAGGUCGUAAUGAGAUCUUCGAACAAGAGACCAUGGAGGAGCUGGAGGACGAAGAGGGUAACGUUUACAACCGGAAGACAUACGAAGACCUGAAGAAACAGGGUCUCAUCUAGUUGUACUGUAUCCUUGGUCUACUGCUGUAUUCUUAUCCUUACUUUUCUUGGCCUCUACAUCCGAUAUAUAAUGUAUGGUCCUUAUCCUGGAGGAGAAUCUUUUGUUGAAGGUUUCCUGGUGCGAGGCGGCGGUGGAGGAGGAGGAGGUCGUCUUACCGCCUGUAGUGGUUGAGGCGCAAUAGGAGCCUGCAACGUUAAUGCUUGGUAGAGCUCUUCCUCUGACGAAGAGGGAGAAGAGGAAAUUGGUGAAUCGGUUGGUGAAUCGAAUGGGUUAUAUGGUGGGCUCUUGCUUGAGAUAUACGGCAGCUUCUCUGGGGGAAUAACUCCAUUUGGGUGAUCUGCAAAUUGUAAGUGAAUAUCUGGAUAUAUGAGGAGCACGCCAUUACAUACCAGGAA
Molecule: messenger RNA, 2004 nt
Organism: Somion occarium
Lineage: Eukaryota; Fungi; Basidiomycota; Agaricomycetes; Polyporales; Cerrenaceae
Source: the annotation of a GenBank genome assembly